CAUUUUUAUGUUUUCGAAUUUUCGAGCAUGCCCGGCUUUACAGCACGUUGGUUACUAUUUCUGCUCACGUUUUAGUGUAAUUCUAUGCUAAGUUCAACCAAUUGCUGUCUUAAUGAUGGACAAAAUAUUCAAAGAAUACGAAUGGGACGAUGAUAAAGAGUCCUCUUUCAAUUUCGCCAAACAAAAGGUUUUGAAAAAUCCGAAAAACAAAAAUAAAUCAACCCGAGAGGAAAACGGUUCCGAACCAGGAAAAUUUGUCCGCGCACCUCCUCCUAUCGAAGAACAGACUGAAUCACCGGAAAUCACAAAUGGCAAGUCUAAAAAAAGGAAACGAACUUUAUCGGAACCGACGGGGGCACAGCCACAAAACGAAAAUGGGACCAAAUCUAAGAAAGGCAAAAAACAAAAGGGCACUGAAAAGUUGAAUCAAUCUCUUCCAAGUAAGGCCGCGGAAAACGGUUCCCCAGAAAUUGAAAAACCGAGCUCAUUUCGGGAUCGAUUGAUGGAUAGCUUAAAGGGGUCCCGGUUUCGGUUUCUGAAUGAGCAGCUGUACCGAACCACCGGUGAGGAAGCACGCAAAAUGUUUCAAGAAGAUCCUGGAGCAUUCCAAGCCUAUCACGAUGGGUACCGGCACCAGAUAGCUCAGUGGGCCAUGAACCCACUGGAUCGAAUCAUUAAGGCGUUUCAAAAAAUUCCUGAGGACCACAUAGUUGCCGACUUCGGAUGUGGCGAGGCUCGCCUAGCCGAAUCGAUUCCCCACAAAGUUUAUUCGCUCGAUUUGGUGGCCUCCAACCGGAGUGUGAUAGCGUGUAAUAUGGCCAACACCCCGCUAGAAACAAACUCGAUAAACGUUGCCGUUUUCUGUCUAUCGCUGAUGGGAACCAACCUGAGAGAUUUCCUACUUGAGGCUAAUCGAGUUCUCAAAACAGGAGGCAUCCUAAAAGUGGCGGAGGUCUCGUCGCGUUUCGACAACGUGAAAGAGUUCAUCGAUUGCGUUCAGAAGUGCGGCUUUCUGCUGGAGAAUCAGGACCUGAAGCACAAGCUGUUCUACUUCUUCAAUUUCAAAAAGGUACGAACGGUGGAAAAGGCGUCGAUCAAAGGUAAACAUUUCAGUUUGAAACCCUGCUUGUACAAGAAGCGCUGAAUGGAGGAGGUAGAGAU
Uranotaenia lowii is the source of this 1161-nucleotide messenger RNA. RefSeq names its product ribosomal RNA-processing protein 8-like. The transcript has 4 exons. Gene Ontology annotation, molecular function: methyltransferase activity. The record is from RefSeq and is a predicted model, not a curated record. Gene Ontology annotation, cellular component: chromatin silencing complex; rDNA heterochromatin; nucleolus. Bases 113 to 1144 code for a protein of 343 amino acids. NCBI's taxonomy places the organism in Eukaryota, Metazoa, Arthropoda, Insecta, Diptera, Culicidae. Gene Ontology annotation, biological process: rDNA heterochromatin formation; regulation of transcription by glucose; cellular response to glucose starvation.